AUGCAAUGGCUCUCUAUAAUUGUUGUUGAUAAUGCAAUAGGAAAAGAUAUAAGUUUUUCAGGAAGUAUUUCAGAAGCGAGUUACGGAAAUCUAUUUGAAAGUGCCGGAUACCCUAAUAUUGGGGACAUACCACUAUUGAAUAGAAAAAUAUUCAAAGGAGUUCGAGUUUCUGUACAAGAACACCCUUACGUUGUAAGUGUCCGAAGAUUGCUCAGCCAUUACCUGACAGGAUCGCUUUUGACCAGGAAAUUGGUCAUUACUGUGGCACACCCUCUCUUCAAUGUUCCCAUAUAUGAACUAGGAGUAGUCGCUGGACAGACUUAUUCCGACCGAGGAACUACUUUAAGAAGCGUAAUCCUCGUCAUCUUGCACGAGGAGUUCGACCCGUACACACUGAAUGCUGACGUGGCUCUUCUAAGACUAUACGAAGAAUUCGUUUUUAGAAUAUCCGUAAAGCCAAUUGCUUUAAUCGCCCCGUCGUCAAAUCUAAACGAUGAAAGGGCUUUCGUUACUGGCUGGGGAAGGUGCGAUCUCACGGGGAAAGAAUUAUGCUUGCCGCGCUCCACAAAGUUUUUUCCGGACGAGAAAAUUGAUCCAAUGAUGAGAACAAUCUCGUUCGUUAUAACGUCACCUAAUUAUUACUGCGAGGGAUACGAACGUCAUGAAACACGUCUGAAACCGGGCAUGAUGUGCCUGGGAAUAGCCCGUGAGGAGAACGCUGUGACCCCAUGUCUGGCCGUGCCGGGUGCUCCGCUUGUCAUCGACGGUCACCUCGCUGGUUUACAGUCAUGGGGUUUCGGCUGCGGCUACCAAAACGAUCUGCCUUUAAUCUACACAGAUAUGCGCCAUUUCCAACCAUGGAUUCUACACAAUGUGCCAAUUCUACGAAAUCUAACUCAAUACAAUUUGACAGAAAUGUUUCAAGCUACAAGAGCUUACAGCCUUUCAAAGUGGCUCACUUUAACAAGAGAAAACUUCGAACCGUUGACUCUUACGUUUGCCGACAAACCGAUACUACAAUCAGAUUUGGACAAGGAGCUGGCAAAGCUAAAAGGAACGGUUUUUGACAUUAGAGAUUUUAUAUAUUCCGGUGAAUUUCAUUUAUUAAAAAGUGAAAUUUUUGAAAAUAUAAGAAACAGCUCCAACCAUGAAAUUAGAAAUAUCAGUAGCGUCUUUAUGUCUAUCACAACUAAACCCUUUUUAAAUAAAGACAAAUUCAAUGAUGAAGAUGAUUCUUCAGAUUUUGAAGAUAUUAAAAAUUCUACAACAAAAUUAAAUACCAAUGAGUCUGAUACAGAUGAAUCACAGUACAACAAUGUCAAGUUACAGGAGUUUUAUAUUUAA
This is a messenger RNA of Papilio machaon (common yellow swallowtail), 1344 nucleotides long. RefSeq names its product trypsin epsilon. Lineage: Eukaryota; Metazoa; Arthropoda; Insecta; Lepidoptera; Papilionidae. Bases 1 to 1344 code for a protein of 447 amino acids. The record is from RefSeq and is a predicted model, not a curated record. Gene Ontology annotation, biological process: proteolysis. Gene Ontology annotation, molecular function: serine-type endopeptidase activity. The transcript is spliced from 8 exons.